Molecule: messenger RNA, 2794 nt
Organism: Cuscuta epithymum
Lineage: Eukaryota; Viridiplantae; Streptophyta; Magnoliopsida; Solanales; Convolvulaceae
Source: the annotation of a GenBank genome assembly
AAUAAGGUGAGUGAGGUGUCCUUGGAUAGCCUGUGAAGUCUAGUAUCUCAAUCGAGUGGCCUUUGUUCGAGUAGAGAGAGUAAUCAUCCAAAAAUCGAUCUGGAACGAGCAGUGGUCUGUGAACUCGAGCUGUGAGAGUGCUGAGACUGUUUGGUUGAUAUAUCGAGUUUUACCAAUCCAAUCAAGGCGUGUGAGAUACCAAAAGAAAGCUCUCAAGACGAGGAAUCCGUGAAGGUCUGGUUUGCAUCAAUCGGAGUAGAGGAAGGCUUCCAAAUCGUCCGAGCAGAACGCGACCUCGCAGGGACAGAUUUACUCAUCUAAGAAACGAGUUAGCCGGAAAACACCCAUUCUAGGGGCUGUUUUCGUACCAACGUUUAGAGGUUGAGCUAGCACCUUGAAGAGGCUGUUUAACACUCAUAUUUGAGCAAGGAAUCAGUUCCAAAUCCACCUUGACCGAAGCUUUGACCAUUGAACCAAGAAGGGAAAGUUUAAAGCUCAAUUGAGGUUGAGGCUAGAGCUUGCUUCCUGUGCUCGUUGCUCGAGAGAUCAUAUAGGAGGGAAGACUUGGUUCGUGCUUCCUCCAUUCUGUUUUUAAACCUUCCUAAACGUGCUCAUGGAUAUUUUACUAUGGAGCCUGCGUGCUCAUGAAAUGCCUUGUGUGGCCUUUUGUUUUAAACAAUGUUUCCGCUGCGUUAUGAAUUACUUAUUAUGUUUGUUUAUGGAUGUAUAUGUGUGAAUGAUAUUCAAGACGCCUUGUAUAAUAUGAAUGUGUUGGACUGCGGUUGACUAUUCGUAUUGUACGGCGGGUUGUUGACGUGUCCGGAUAGGUCCGGGGCGUGACAAUUAAGUUGGUAUCAGAGCCUUAGUCCGUAAACUUCAUAAUGAAGUCUCAAAAUCCUCUUUUUGAAAAGAUUUUGAAAACCAUGAGCAUAGAAGUUUUGUACUUGGAGAGCUUUUGGUACUUGGGUUGCAAGGUCUCUAAUUGUUAAGAUGGUACCCUUAGCAAUUGGUAUGGCGGUGACUCGAGCCAAAAUGUGUCUUAAGUACCUAUCCGUCAAUUGACAUUUGAUACGAGUCUAACGACUCUUUCCAAAUUUCUUUCAGAAAUGGACCGUGGUGGCAAGGUAACUAGGAGGAACCCUUUGGGCCGUGCACCCGAGGAGACUGGGCAAGGCAGUCGUAGGACCUCUAGGGCAUCUAGAGGAGCGGGCCGUGGAGGCCAAUCACGGACCGUGAGUGACGGUCAUGUGAGCACCGAAAGUGACAGCUACUGGUCCUAUGAGGACUCGACCUAUCGGCCGGAAACAGAGCCGGUUGAAACCCCUUAUGAAGGGGAUGAUGAUGAUGUAAGUGAUGAGGAGGACAACGGCUCCUUAGCGCGGAUUGAGGCACUACUCCAACAAUAUCACCGUGAGCGUGAAGAGAGGAGGGAACGCCGAAGGCGCCGGGCUGGGCAACCUUCAGGCAUGGCUUCACGAGGAGGAAGUCAUGGUGCAUCUAGAGUCCAUGUGGAACCACGUGGAGGCCAAAAUGAUGGAGGUCCAACCAUAAGGAUCUCCAAAUACAUCAAAGAAGCAAGAGAUUUGGGGUGCAAACCCUUUGAUGGAGCAGGGGAUAUUUCAGUGGCAGCACAAUGGAUCAAGAGGCUAAAUGAAGCGGCCCUUGACAUGCAAAUCGCGCCGAAUCUCAAACUGAGAAUUGCGGUAAGAUUGCUCGAGGGGAUGGCAUCCAAGUGGUGGGAUGGAACCAAGAACAAGUACGGUGAGACCGUCGUUUGGGAGGACUUCCAACGGGAGUUCUUUGCCCAAUACUAUUCUGAUUUCGAGGUGAAUAAGAAGGUGAGGGAAUACACCCUCCUAACCCAAGGGGGUAACAUGUCAGUGAAGGAGCUUGAGUACAAGUUCCGGGAUCUCGCCGACUACAUACCGGAGUAUGCUUGUGACGAGAACCGCAUGGUGAACCACUUUUGGGACGCUCUUGACUUGGAGAUACGUGAUAGGGCAACGCAAUUGCCUAAUAUGACUUUCGCCCAAGUGGUUGAACAAGCAUUGAAAGGGGAGAAACAGUGGGAGGAACGGAAGAAGAGAGACGCCGAAGAGGCGAAAAAGAGAAACUGGGAGAGUCAUGGCUCCCAAGGUUCCAACAAAAGGGGGAACCACGGAGGAGGAUCUUUCCGGGCACCACCGCCACCAUCAAGGGGGAACUAAGGCCCAAGUGGGCAAGGCUCGAGGUCACAGACCUCAGUGGUAACUCGUUGCAACAAUUGCAAGAGGAACCAUUCCGGUAAAUGUCGCGACCCCCCUAGAUGUUUCCAAUGUGGGGAUGCCGGGCAUUUGAAGGCACAUUGCCCACAACUGGGCGGGGCAAGGACAUCGGGACCAAGUAGUGGCCCGACGGGUACACGGAAUCAGACCGGGGCUUCUCAAGCAAGCAGGGGGCAAGGGGGAGCAAGUGCGAGCAACGCGCCAUCCGUGAACCUAGGGAGGACCCAGGCUAGGGUCUAUGCGAUGACGGAGGCGGAUGCUCAAGCUAACCCGGACUCCGUUGCAGGUUGAGGCUAGAGCUUGCUUCCUGUGCUCGUUGCUCGAGAGAUCAUAUAGGAGGGAAGACUUGGUUCGUGCUUCCUCCAUUCUGUUUUUAAACCUUCCUAAACGUGCUCAUGGAUAUUUUACUAUGGAGCCUGUGUGCUCAUGAAAUGCCUUGUGUGGCCUUUUGUUUUAAACAAUGUUUCCGCUGCGUUAUGAAUUACUUAUUAUGUUUGUUUAUGGAUGUAUAUGUGUGAAUGAUAUUCAAG